Messenger RNA from Dendroctonus ponderosae (mountain pine beetle), 1031 nucleotides. RefSeq lists its product as uncharacterized. The record is from RefSeq and is a predicted model, not a curated record. The coding region runs from base 199 to 804 and encodes 201 amino acids. NCBI's taxonomy places the organism in Eukaryota, Metazoa, Arthropoda, Insecta, Coleoptera, Curculionidae. The transcript is spliced from 4 exons.
AGCCGUUCAUUAAAAUCACAGUGUUUGGUACUACUGGUUUGUUGCCCAAGACUUACACCGGUCCGCUGUAAAGUGAAGGGAAAAUCAAAGAACAUAGUUUAUAAAUGUAAGCUUAACUUCGGCAAAGAAUCUAGUGAAACGACGUUGGUGAGUGUAAACGGAGCGCAGAACUUUUUGUAUUCUUUUUCAUAUUUGGAGAUGAGGACGAAAUUCAUUAUUAUCUGCAGUCUUGUAGCACUCGUAAGCUUUUGCUCUGCUCGAGCAGCAGAGGAGGAAUACGAAUAUGAAGAAGAACCAGCGCCGCCUCCAAAAAGACUACCUGCUCGRCCGCUUGUAUCUCGAGGAGCUCAGGCGUUAAAAAAUAAAAAAUCRGCUAGUACGACUACUACCACAACUGCUGCCCCACAGGAAGAAGUGGAGGAAGCUGUUGAAGGAGAUUAUGCAGAUGAACAGCCUGAAACUAGUUCAACUACAGAAGCACCAAAAAAGGGGAUUAUCAAAACAGGAAUUAUUAGACCGUUCAGAAGCAACGAUGAUCUGUUGGCCACCCUCAAAAAGCGAAGAGAAGAUGCAGUUAAUAAUAAACACUUUAAACCAGCCGUAGCCAAAGACCAAAGUGAUGAUGAAGCCUCUGAGCCAGUACAAAAGGAAUCAAAAUCAGCACCCUCAUCAUCGUCGACUCGCAAAAGUAAAUUUAAUAAAUCGUCCAAAACAAGCCAUGCAAAUGAGGUUUCUACAGAGCAAAGUAGCAGCACCGCAGCGCCAGCUAGAACAGGAAGAGGCCGUUUUGCGGCCAGAAAUUAAGCUUACAAGAAAUAGCAGCCAAUUUUUAACUGUCGACUUUUUUUCAUUGUUGACAACUUAGAAAUAGUUUUUCAAAAUGAUACUUGUAAAAAACGUAUAGUUAAGUGGUACACUACAUAUGAAUUUUUAAGUUUAAGUCAAUGUUUGUUAUAAACACGAGAACAAAAAUUGCAACAGUUAUUAUUUUUCAUAACGGACAGAAGAAUGUACAUAUAAAUUAUUAUUCA